CCCGGCCCGAGACGCUUUUCGAGAAACUCGGAGGCCGAUGGGGACCUCCCGUCGUGACUGCCUCAUGGCGCGAGGGAGUCUGGGCAGAUCGCGGCGCUGGGAGGGGCGCCCCCCCCGCCGCCGCGGCCGCGCGCGGCCGGCGCCGCGCCGUAGCCGAGCGUGGCCGUGGUGACCGUCUGGUCCCAGCGCCCGCGGCCGCCGGAGGACCUCCAGGUGGUGGUGACGGUGAGCGUCUUGUGGGCCGCCAGCCACAGCCCAUAGCCCGCACGGGCGACCCCGAUGGGCUCACGAUGCAGGCACGGGCAGGCAGCGAGGGAGGCCCGAGGGCGGUCACAGGGCGCACCGCAUCGAGCGCCUCCUUGACGUGCCUCGCCGCCGCGCGGCCGUGGUGGCCCGCGGGGAGGAGGCACAGUAUGAAGAUGACGCACUCGAGCAUCGGCACCUCCUCUCGGGCUUCUGGCCCACGCCAUGCCUCCUUGCGGCGGCGCCCCGGGCGCGCCGCGCAGGCCGUCUGGCGGUUCGUCCGCACGGGCGUCGUCCCCAUCCUGGCCUGGACAUCCGCGCCCGCGGAAUUGCCGGGGCUGCCCGCGCCGCUCGCCUGGCCGCCCGAGGCGCUCGCGGCGGUCGCGGCCGGCCGGGCCGCGGCGGCCCGCACCUCCGCGGC
Molecule: messenger RNA, 664 nt
Organism: Prorocentrum cordatum
Lineage: Eukaryota; Dinophyceae; Prorocentrales; Prorocentraceae
Source: the annotation of a GenBank genome assembly